GGUACAACUUAACAUUGAGUCUUUCGGUAUGAGCCAUGUUAGAAAGAAAUCGUUGCCUCUAAAAGAAUCACUUAAAACGCGUACAGAGUGAUUUGAACGGAGUUACAAUGUAAUAUUUUUUUAAUUUGAGAUUAAAUCGCCGAUAGUUACGUGGUUUUAAGAAAAAUCGGUAUGAAAUGGCAAAUUGACGGUUUCGGAUAAAGGUUACUUGCAAGUGUUCACACCCUAUUUACAAGGUUUAAUUGCUGUCAUAUUGUUAACUGCUGAUGGAUUGUGAAGAGGAACCGAGAUUCAACAUGUAUAGUUGUUUCAGGAACAGAACCGGAAUGUUAUCUUCCGAGCUAACAUAAGUUUGUUCUGUUGUUUUCAUGUACUAAAAAUAUGGACUUCAAACACAUUAUUUAUACGUUUAACAAAAGCUAUACUGAUGGCUGAUAUUACGAUGGACUAUAAUAAUAGCUACUAUAAAUGACUGAAGUGCAUAUACAAUGCCGCGUGUUAUUCUUAUAUUCCAUAUAUUCUCGGUCGUUAUGUUUAUUUCUUCAGUCGUUAAAGGACAGUCUUUACCAGGUGCCCCUAUUAAUUUGUUCGUAGUAUCGGACUCGAAUAACAUUGGCGUCCAAUGGGAGCCUCCAACGGAAACGUACGGAAUUAUACAAAAAUAUAUCGUGAGUUACGCCAUACUCCCAAACAUUACCGAAGUCAACACGAUCUUGAACGGAGACGUUACAAUGGCUCUCAUAGCCGUGCGACCGUUUCCGGGAAGGCUGUUUAAAAUAAGGGUCUCGGCGGAAAAUGACGCGGGCAUUGGACCCGCGUCUCUACCAAAAUAUGUCCGAACAAAUUGCGGUAAAAAAUUCGACAUCUCCCCGCAAAGCAAUGUCACCUUGUUGUCACCGGGCUUUGAUGACGCCACCGGUUUACCAGCAGGCGUCCUCUGUGAAUGGAACUUCGAAACUGUUCAGAAAUACUCAUUACGCAUUAUUUUCCACGAACUAGAUUUACUCGACAAUUCUUACUUACAAAGCGACCUACUUCGCGGCAUCUCAGAUCGUAGAAACUGUACAGAGAACUACAUAAACAUUACAGGCAUACCACAAAUAUGCCGUAUACCGUACACAGGUUACUUGCUCGAUACAAACUCGGAUAGUAUUUCUAUUCUGUUAAAAACGAGCGUUCAGGGUUCCCGGGGAUUCAAGUUGACAGUUCAUAGUGACAUAAGACUACCCGGGCCCCCGACUCAUAUCGCCACAAGUGCUUCAGACCACGCUAUUUUUGUGGCUUGGGACGAACCAAGGGAGAUAACUUUCCCAAUAACAGCAUAUCAUUUUAGGUACGGGAUAAAUUCCGUUCCGAAUGCAUUACUCAUAGUUGUCGGUGCUAAUAUGAGACAAUUUUCAAUUAAUACCGACAAAUACCAAGGCAAAAUUGUUCAUUUAAACAUCAGUGCUGUGAUUGGUGAAAAAGAAGGUCAAAUGUCAAGGACAUUCUAUAUUCGUGCACCAUGUGUACGGCGAAUUAACGUUGAAUUCUCACAACCAGUGAACAUUUCGUCGCCUGGUUACCCGUCAUCGUACCCUAGCAACGUCAUCUGUGUUUGGCAAGUGACGUUACCAGUGAGUACGGCGUUGCGGAUGACUUUCUUCGACUUCCGGCUAGAAGAUACCCAGUUUUGUAGCAGUGAUUACAUAACACUGUCCUCGGACUAUCCAUUACAACCGAGGUGUUCCAAAAUGACGUUACCGAUGACUUUAGCAUUAGACGUUAACGCGUUUAAUCUGACAUUCCAUUCCGAUAACAUCAAUGAGUACCCAGGAUUUCUGAUUGGAAUAAAUGCAACAGAGCGAGAAUCCGAUGUUGCUAUAGCAAUGACAUCACCAAUGACGUCAUCAUUUAUUCCGAAAAAAAUCACAGAAAGUGACGGGGAAAAUAUAGCGACAGAAAACAAUGUAACGAACAUCACAACUAACACACACAAACAUGUCUCCGAUUUGAGUACAGCUCAGCCAGACAACAGUCCGGAAACUGAAUCGAAAAAUUCGUCCUCAUAUACCCCAUCGAUGACGUCACUUAGUAAUGAAAGUAGUUUCACGUUACCGACAACAUUGGCUUACUAUAACGUUAACCUCACACAAGCCGGUCCAACUAAACAGACAUCGCCCAAUAAUUCAACGCCGGAUCCACUUGCGUCGCAAAUACCAGCGUCCACACCCAUCAAAACGUUGACGUCGACUACAAUGACCUUGCCGACUACUAGUAUAGUAAAUGUAGAGGAAACAACGACCAACAACAAUUAUGCAAUAUAUAAUUCUACAAGUGUUGCCAGCGCCUUCCAAUCUGAUGACGUCAUCCCUGAAACUAUUGAAGUCACAGUUACAAUCGUCCUCUCAUUGGUCGGCGCCAUGUUGCUUGUAUCUCUUGUCAUCGCAUACACGUGCGUGCGCAGAGCAAGGGGGAAAUUUAGAAUACACGCAUCGGGGGUCGGUCGGAUUUCCCGCCCUAUAGAGCUGCACGAUAUCAUCGUGAACCCAAAAGACCAAAGCCAGGCGCUGAAUUAUUCAACAUUCUUGGCGCAUGCGUACGGGCAGACUGGAAACUCUAGAGGCCGGAAACCGGAACCCGUUUGUAAUACGCCAGAACACGCUAAUGGUUGGGGCUACUACCAUCGGUCAAACGAAAGGCCAAGAAAAAGGAGAUACUCGUUCCCGUGUUGCUUUUCUGCCCAACAGCAAAAUAUAAACCGCGAGAUAGACCGGACUCUGGCCUCGUUCGCCUUCAUCGAGGACACUGUCGCCCUAGAAUCAGCGCUCUACAGGAAGCUGCGUCUUCGGCGAACAAACAGUUUGUGACAUCACCUGAUUUGACAUCACCAUGACCUCAAGGAAAAUAGUUUCUUUAAGCUCGCCUGAGCAAAAAGCUUCGCGCGUCUUUCGUACUUCUGUGCGUAUCGUGAUAUCAACUUUUAGCUCGUUACCACACUAUAAGCCCACUUUUAAUAUUGAUGACAAUGUGUCGGAAUUUUUAACGCGAAAACUUCAAAGCCGAAUUUGAAUGUGGAUGAUGUCAACAUGUGAAAUCUUUUUUUUAAACCCAUCACUAUACAAUGGCGAAGACGACGUACGGUUAUUUACCAUCGGGACUUUGGUAAUAACCCAUCGCACGAGCACAGUUUGCAGUGUGGAUAUUGUGCCAUAGAUAUUACAAAUCUGAAAAUUCAAAACAAUCUUAGUACGAAGGUAUAUCACAUGGGUUCAUGAUUGUACUGGCGAGUUAGUUUCACUAUCAAAUAAUAAUAUCGUUCUACAAAUAUUGUGGCAAAAAGUUCACAUGUAUACGAAUAUAAAAAUCAAUGUUUAUUAAAACCACGAGGUGUAUUUCAAUCUGGCCAUGUGAGGCAAAACUGACUGAUUUACUAAGAAAAGAACAGAAGAAAUAGUUCCUCGAAUAGGAAACGGGGUGGGCACGUGAGGUCGCCGCUAUAACUAUUUUAUUUUGUUGACGGAAGGAGACCAAUUCAUUGCCUUGCGUAUUAAUACAAUAUUAAUUAUACAGUAUUUUAUCAACUUUGGUUGGCUUUUCGAUCGAUGAUGGUAUUUUGAAUAUACAAUUAAAGUUCAUGGUGUUGGUGACAUACAAGUGAAAACAGAAAGGCACAAAGUAGACAUUUAGCUUUCUUAACUGAGCAUAUUUCCGCCAUUUUAGUACAAGUUUUGACUCGCACAACAUAGAAAGUAUAUACAACCUUGGUGAACAAAUCACCUUCAUAUGCAAGGUGGAUUAAAAAAGUUAUAGAUUUGGAAAGAUUCUGAAAAUCAUACUAAAACAAUAUACAUGUAGUAAGCAUUCAGGUUACACGCGAAUAAUAAAUUCGGCGGAUCGACCUUGUUGAUGAAUGUGGUUCAUCAACAUUUUAGAAAAACAUCUUUUUAUUUAGACAAAUUCCUAUUAAGGGUAAUUAAAUUUGUUUUUCAUCAAGUAUAAAGACUUAUUUCGCUGCCUAGAAGUAUAAGUGACGUCAUUGGGGGGUUUGCUUUAUAACCAAACUGUCAAUGACGUCCCUUAAAUACCCAUGCGUGACAAUUUGCCAGACUGCAUUGGCAGAUUAGUUAUAAGAACUUGUCUCUCAACAAUGCAAACUUCCAACCUAUGAAGUUUCAUCUUGAUACCUCAUACUAUAGGUAAGAUAUGUCAUUGUCAAAAAUUACAGCACAAGCAUUCACAAGGCAAAAGUUGUAAAAUUAUGGAAGCAUGAGUUAUAUUUCUUAUGGAUACCUUUCCCCUCAUUUACGCCAACCUACAUUUUCAAUUCGUAAUUGAUAACUUUUAUAUUUAUUAAGAUAUGCUCCUAACAAAGGCCAAGUACUAAAACUUAUAAACUGCAAUAACUCUAAACUUAUGGAACCACGCAGUAUUACUUAUGUACAAGCCACAUCCUCGCAAUUGAUAUACCAACCUACUAAGUUAAAAGCCGAUUCCUUUUGUAGUUUUCAACAUGAGCUCAAAACAAAAUUAAAAAAACACACACGAAAUAUUCAGAAUAUGGAAGCAAGAGUUUAAGUUCUUUGACAAUGUGGGAUACAAAUACUUGCACAUGCGUCACUUCAUAUCACUAGGAACAAUGCCUUUGUUUAUAUAACGCCGGUAAACAACUUUUUGACAGACAGAAAGACAAACUGAGAGACAGUCGUCCAAGGCGAUUUCACGACAGCCAUUCUAAUGUAUCGGGGGAGGGGGUAAUAAAAAGCUAACAGAUAACUUUUUAUUGCUUUGUUAUCAUCAAAUAUAAUGACGCGUUCACUUUAUGUUUAUCAUACAGCAAUAUUCAAAGUCAAACAUGUGAAGGCAUUUUUCAGCAUAAAGCACUCUGUCAAAUUGGACGCGUCGGAUUAUAAAUGUCCCUCGAGCCGUAAUGUCUCGUCGUCGAUUUUCCUGUCGUCAGUUAUGGCGUCACCACCGGAUGUUGCGUCACCGGAAGUCACAAAGCCCUGCGAUAAUGCAGUGAACAGGCUUUGGAGUUCCGGAAGUGCCUCACUGUCGUCUCGAGGGAUUCUGAAGCAUCCCACACAGCGGUUGUACUUCCGGUCGCGAACCUGAUUGAAAAAUGACAAAAUUAUAUCGUAUUUUGAUUUUAAAGUACUCGGAUGUUAUGGUGUGGUUGGUACUAUACGAAAUGUUAACUUUUUAAAGACAGCUUUUGUAGUCCGACCAAAUACUGUUCGUAUUUUAGUUUAUUAUUUUCAAACAUUUUAUUAAUACAUAUAAAACAGCAUAUUUGAAAAAUAAACAGUACGGACGGGAUGGCGCCGCUCAGUAUUAUAUAUAUACAUAAUAUAUAAAGGGAUAUUUGAUGCAAUAAGAUAUGUAUACAGUAUUUUUUGUGAUGUUGCGUUACGGCGUGAUCUCUUCCGGUAUUGCAUAUAAAUUGUAUGAAGAGGUCGUACCUCAGCAGUGACGUUGACGCACGCGGCCUGCUUCCGCGUGUCAACAUAACUGGGUACCAGGCACACUGACUUCACAGCCGGGAACCUGGGCACGUGACGCGAGCAAAUCGGAUGUCCUAGACAGUAGAAUGUCAACGGCUCAAUAAAUCAAUUUUACAGAAAUGGUAGUUUUGUAGAUAUGAUACGUUUUUCCCUGGUCGAUAACUUAUAAAUCAUAUGACAUCCUUAAGCCCAAUAAUUUGCUGUUAGUUUACCUUAUAUCAAUAUUCGUAUUUCAUCGUCAUGACGAAGAGCAAUGUGUCCCGUCUUCAUAUGAACAAACGUUAUUUCUAGCGUCUAGUUUGGGUAUCAACGCAGCCUUUUUAUGUGUAAAAGUUCAUCUAAUAUGAUAUAUGUUUUGUGUUGCCAACCAUGUUAUCCAGCCAUUAAGUUAUUUAUAUUAUCUAUAAGAAAUUAUUAUACAAAAAAACUGUCCAGCAAAUACAUUCUAGCCUACUAUUUUAAUCGAUAUAGCACUGAAGCAUUUGCGAUAAGUUAAGCAUUGAUAUUAUGCAAUAGAUCUGACAAUGAUCAGUGUAGUUGACAUUUACCAUUUCUUAGCCUUCCCUUUAGGAUGAUGUGGUGGUUGACAACAAGCCCAAGACCCAUUCCUCUCCUAGUUGCCUUGGCAACAACACAGGCUGAAAUGUCAAUAAUUGUAUGUUGUGUGUAUAAGUAUUUGUAAAUUAGCUUUUAAAGGAAAUUUUGCUCAUAUUGAAAAUACCAGCAAUGUUACGUUGCAGACUUAAAAUGAUACACCACAAACACAUUGAUCUAUAAAAUAAUUGAAGAUAUGGGUUGUUUCAAAAUUAUGAGUUUGAAUUUAAACGCGUAUGACAGCAAUGCUAUGGGUUGCUGCUUUGAAACCAUCGAUCGCUGCGAUUUUAUUAUUUUAUUUUACCUUUUAUUUUUCGGUAACGGUGGCAUAUCUUACAAAUUCCUCUGUGACAUUUUGUUUUUCCGAUUUCCAUAUCUGCGGCUUCAUCAUCGUCCGCGACGUCAUCUUCGUCUUCAAUUGUGAAGUCAAAAGUGUCA
This is a messenger RNA of Dreissena polymorpha, 6515 nucleotides long. RefSeq lists its product as uncharacterized. Gene Ontology annotation, molecular function: protein binding; serine-type endopeptidase activity. The transcript has 8 exons. The record is from RefSeq and is a predicted model, not a curated record. NCBI's taxonomy places the organism in Eukaryota, Metazoa, Mollusca, Bivalvia, Myida, Dreissenidae. Bases 489 to 2849 code for a protein of 786 amino acids.